AAGAUUUACAUUUUUAUCAUAGGAAACAAUUUCCAUAACAGAAUUCUCACGAAAAAUCCAUUUACGAGUUGACUCUAUCGUAUUUUACAAUUGUAAAAAUAAGGGUAAUGACACAUGGCAUUUAAUGUCCGACUAGGUAAUCUGAUACCUAUUCGUGGAUCAUGGAUUUUUAAAAAGCACUAGGUAUGCACCUUGUUUCUCAAGCCACAAUUUUAACAUAAGUUAAUGUCAAAAAAUGAAGGUUUACUUUGAGUUUAUUUCAAUAUUUUUAAUAAUUGAAAUUAAAACGCAUGCAUUCAUCACGGGCGAUUCGGAAAAUAUACGAAACUUGCAGGAGGCAAAAUCAACACGAAACUUAUUGCAGAAAGAUUUGAAUCAGUUAAUUAACGAUGAAUUACUCGAAGAAAGCUACACAUUGGAAACUCCUUACCAAAUUUCAACUUCUCUUAACGAACUUCCCAUGAAAGGGUUUCAAAUUCAAAUGCCAAUCGAACAAACGCUAGAGAAAAACUACUACGAAAACCUAGCAGAUAAUUCAAAUACAGCUCAUUCAACUACAACUGAGAACUAUUUCAGUCAAAGUAACAACGUAGAUGGCUAUAAACCCUUGAUAUACGAAGAUUCCAGAAAUACGGAAACGCCAUUUGAAAUGUUGAAAGGGUCAUCUUCAAAUCCACCCACCAGCACGAUUAAACCACCAUCUAUACCGGAAUUACCAUUCGGACUCCCUAAUGGAUAUUCAUCCAAUGGACAAGGAUCUCAAACACCUACGUUAAUUAUGGGAGGAUUUUCCAUACUUGUAAUGCCAAUGCCUGGAUUAACUCCGGGUAAUAUGGCCAACAUGUUUCAAACUGGACAACAACUGGGACAGGUUUCUGGUACGAAUCCGUUUUUAGGGCCAUAUCCAGCAACAGGUUAAGUAAAUUGUAUAAAUAAUUAAUGAAAUUGAUGAAAGUUUUGUUUUUUGUUUUUUU
Messenger RNA from Planococcus citri (citrus mealybug), 974 nucleotides. RefSeq lists its product as uncharacterized. The record is from RefSeq and is a predicted model, not a curated record. Bases 236 to 919 code for a protein of 227 amino acids. The transcript has 3 exons. Lineage: Eukaryota; Metazoa; Arthropoda; Insecta; Hemiptera; Pseudococcidae.